Messenger RNA from Chara braunii, 1631 nucleotides. NCBI's taxonomy places the organism in Eukaryota, Viridiplantae, Streptophyta, Charophyceae, Charales, Characeae. The record is from the annotation of a GenBank genome assembly.
GCGAGAUACAGGAGGGUAGGACUGGUGACAACGUCGGUCGUGUUGCCAGGAGGCUACAUAUGGACCCCGAGGACGUGCUUGAGGAGGAGCGUUUGGCACGGAUGGUGUCGGGGUGUGCCACGACACAGUGGCUUGCGUUGGAGCAGGACACGACCAGGGCGAGGGAGAUGGGGUGUAGUGUAGAGGAGGUCACUGCCGCCAGACUAGCAACAGAGUGUAGACACGAUGGUCCUGCAGAUGUUGCAGAUGGUGGAGGACUCUGCACAGAGGGACACGUGGUGGAUCGUGCGGACGACCACCAGGAGGACGCGAGGGUAGGGUUGGGUGGUUUAUGUGGGGCCAGCGACACGGUACUACCCACUACCGAUGAGGCGGACGGGGGCGACGGCGCGGCCAAUACAGACGCAGGGGGGUUGCUUGGGUGCGAUGGCACGGAGGUGGACGGGCAGGUGGAUAAAGCAUUUGUCGGCGUUGCCGUUGCCGCAAUGGAGGAUGUGGUCACAGAUGACACUCAGGAUGGUCUUGUCGCGGUGGAUGCUAUGGUUGCACAUCGCAACGAGGAGGAGCGACAGGUGGACCUCGGGGACGUUGUUGCACACCCUGUAGAGGCACACGUGCCCAGCAUGUCCCCACUCGAGCGCCACACUGCUGGGAUUGAUCCAGUGAUGGGCAGGAGCAGGCAUAUAUCGAAGAGGCUUUGGAAGGUUGUGCCUCCAUCUUCUUUCGUGCCUGUUAGUCCGCCAGCACCCUCGAGGGUAUCGGGGGAUAUUGGGAAGAUUAUGGAGAUGGCCGACUUGUUCGAGCAGUUGACAGGGGCGGUGAGUGGACGGGGAGGUGAGUCUGGUGGCAGUGUUGUGGGCGGGGGAGGUGGUCCCGCAGUUGUCGGCGGACGGUCGGGCCUUUCGGGCGGGAGUGUUGGUUGGGGAGAGGGUUCUGCUGCGCCGGCGAUGCCAGGAGGGCGCGGGCAGGUGCAGGGUUGUCCAUCACCUUCAUCGAAGGCGAAGGGGAAGUCCGUAUCGUGGAGCGGCAUCAGCAGGGUCACCCGCAAACUCAAGGAUGCUAUGCCUGAGGUCACGGGUGAGAGGAGGGAUCGUGAGGGGAGGUUGACAGAGAUGUUUGCGGACGCAGCAGGCUGGGUACGGAAGGGAGAUAGGUUGGAGCAUCCUGGUGCCGGGUCGUCGUGUGCUGCAGAUCGACGGGGCAACACGAUGGUUGCACCGCCGUCACGACCGCCCACAGCAAGUGCGGCACAACGAGAUGGUCAUCGACGUCCGAAAGGGCGAUCUUCCACACGUGCUUUGCCAGGUGCCCGACCACCCCCAGCAUUGCUGGAGGAUGACCCUGAUCCUGUCACUUUGCAGAUGAGCCGUGGAGGUUGUAUUUCUACUGCACACAGGAUACUGGAUGAGGAGCCGCGACGUCAGACAGGUACAGGACCGGGCAGUCGUCGAGCUGCUGGGGGCCGCACGGAGGAUUCCGCGAUGGAUGGGGUGCCCAUGCCUAGGGGUAGGAAGACAUACACGACUCUGACUGCCGUUUUGGGACGUUCUGCUGGAGGGGGUGUUGAGAGAGAGGCGGAGGUCUAGGAGGCAGAGAGGGUGGCCUCCAGAGCAGUUGCCAGUCAUGCCGUG